Messenger RNA from Paralichthys olivaceus (Japanese flounder), 3688 nucleotides. It is a transcript of the gene deptor, whose product is annotated as DEP domain containing MTOR-interacting protein. The record is from RefSeq and is a predicted model, not a curated record. NCBI's taxonomy places the organism in Eukaryota, Metazoa, Chordata, Actinopteri, Pleuronectiformes, Paralichthyidae. Gene Ontology annotation, biological process: intracellular signal transduction; negative regulation of protein kinase activity; negative regulation of TORC1 signaling. Gene Ontology annotation, molecular function: protein binding.
ACCACCCGACGGUGUAAGAAUUGAGCACACACGCACGCCUCUGUAGCCCCGCCCAGCGUUAACACCCCCCUGUGACGUCAGACGAGUCCUCCCAAUGCGGUGGCCGUGUGGAUGGGCCGUGGCUGCGCCGUGGAGGGAAACGUGCACUCGUCCCGUGUGUUGUGUUAGUGUCUCACAAACCGUGGAGUGGCUGCGUGGAUGCGUAGUGCAGCCCGAGCUCUUCACACACUGCUACAAACACACAAACAAACAAACAGGCAGACGGUUCCAGGAAGGGACGUGCAAGCAUGCGUGAACGUGUGUGCGUGCAUUUGCAGAUGUUUGGCCCUGUUGGAGGUUUUCGAGGAAUUGGAAGUGCUGUGCUGCAGAUGGAGCUGCUGGAACACUGACUGUCCGCUUUGUUGCGUGAAGGAAUACACCCCCUCCUCUUUCGUCAAAGGAUUCAGGGAUAAAGUCACAUCUCUCGCUCUCCAUGGUGCUCGAAGGCAGAAACAUGGACGGGAUCGGGAACACCAUGCAGAAGAAGGCUGCAGAGCUGGAGCGGCUGGCCGAGGUGCUCGUCACCGGAGAACAGCUGAGGCUGCGGCUCCACGAGGCGAAGGUGAUCAAGGAUCGGCGGCACCACCUGCGAACUUACCCAAACUGCUUUGUGGCCAAGGAGCUCAUCGACUGGCUGAUGGAGCACAAGGAGGCCACAGAUCGAGACACGGCCAUCAAGAUCAUGCAGAAACUUUUAGACCAGAGCAUCAUUCACCAUGUGUGUGACGAGCACCGGGAGUUCAAAGACUUGAAGUUGUUUUACCGCUUCCGCAAGGACGAUGGAACUUUCCCGUUGGACAGUGAAGCCAAGGUCUUCAUGAGGGGCCAGAGGAUAUACGAAAAGCUGAUGAACACAGAGAACAACCUCUUGCAGACGAGAGAGGAGGAGGGCGGGGCGUUCGAGCGGACGCUGGUGGCCUCUGAGUUCAUUGAUUGGCUGCUGCAGGAGGGCGAGAUGGCCACCAGGGAUGAGGCGGAGCAGCUCGGACGGAGGCUUCUUGAACAUGGCAUCAUUCAGCACGUCACCAACAAGCAUCACUUUGCCGACGGGCCCCUCCUCUACCAGUUCAGGAUGAAUUUCCGGCGACGGCGGCGACUCCUCGAGCUCCUUCACGAGCGCAGCCGCAGCAUUCCCGAGAGCCACGACAGCCCCUUCUGUCUCCGCAAGCAGAACUCAGAUGGAGGCAACACCAGCUUCCUCUCAGUGAGUCCCACCAAAGAGAUAAAGGUGAUGGUCGGAGUCCGCCGGAGCAGCAUGAGCAGCAGCUGUGGCAGCAGCGGUUAUUACAGCAGCAGCCCUACGCUCAGCAGCAGUCCACCUGUUCUCUGCAACCCCAAAUCUGUUCUGAAGAGACAAGUGAGUCCGGAGGAACUGCAGACGCCAGGAGGACGUUUUCUAAAGAAGACAUUCACAAUUGUAGGCGAUGCUGUGGGCUGGGGCUUUGUGGUGCGAGGCAGCAAACCCUGUCACAUCCAGGCAGUGGACCCUGGUGGACCUGCAGCUGCAGCUGGCAUGAAGGUGUGUCAGUUCGUGGUGUCGGUGAACGGUCUGAACGUCCUCUCUCACGACUACCGGACCGUCAGCAACCUGAUCCUGACCGGACCCAGGACAAUCGUCAUGGAGGUGAUGGAGGAGGUAUAAGUUUGAGAAGAGCUAUGAGAGAAAGUCUCAUAGAAGAUCGGUGUGAUAAUAAGGUGGGGACAAAAAAGGUUUAAGACUUGACCUCAAAACCUCACAGACACAAAGAACCUUAGGUGACUUGAAACGCACCCACCGGUGUUUGGACAAGGUGGACGACGGAGAAACGUGUCAACAAUGUGGGUGUUCAUGUCAAGUAAAUGAUUCAACCUGCGGGUCAAUCAUACAAGUUGUUCUAGUUUUUACUUUGAAUUUAGGGGCAUGUGCACUACAGAGGGAAAGUGCUGGAACCGCCACCUCUGCAGACGUUGAUCCAGCUGAUUCAUCGUGACUUGAUGUGUGAAGAAGGAAAACGUCAAUUUCCUUAUUUUGUUUGCGAUUUCAACACCGAACUGAAUCACUGAUCCGUUGCUGGACAUGUCAGAGGAUGUGAAACACAGAUUGUGGUCAUUAGAAUCUUGUGAUGAACAAGUAAAAGCAGAAACAGUAACAAUAAGGAAGAAGAUUUCAUGUUGACUCCUUGAGUGACCUCUCCUCCACUUAGUUUCUAACCAUGGACUGAACCUCCUGAUGGAACAACGUCGCCCUCUGCUGGGAUGAAAAGGCAGACACAGAGAGAGCACAUUUACUGGAUCUUCAUCCAGUAAAUCACAAAUCUUAGGUUUUGCGGUGUAAUAGUAUUUUUUUUUUUACCCGUGAAUCACAAUUUUAAAACGAAAAAAAUAAUUUUUUACCCUUGUCGUGUGAAGACCCCACAGACAAAUUGACAAUGACAGUGAAGGCGAGGUUAAUUCUGAACACUUGCUAAUUUGAUGUUGUACAUAAAAACAAAUGCAGUGAUAAUCUGCAUGAGACAUAAACAGGCACAACGUACAUUGGCUUUAUGCACAAACAAAAGAAGAAACCCUGCUUUACAGGAAAUUGUGUUUACGGGAUGAAGCCUCAUUGAUGUGAUGAGAAUAUCUUGAAUCGAAUUGUUUGUUUAAGGAUUCAUUUCCUUAUAUACAGACCUUAAACUUUCAUAGUGAUUUGUAAGAGCUUGUUUAAGAGUUAACAUUGUUUUUGGUAUAUUUCCUGCUGAGAGGCUCUCUGCUCUAAAAUACCUUUUGGAAAUAUUUCUAAGGAAUGUUUCAUUUUUGUUUAGAAAAUUAAAAAUAAAACACACCAGUGGCGAUUGCAAAUAAAUCCUGUUAUUGGAGCCAUGGUGUGCCAACCAGCUUUCCUGGAAAACUUUAACUUUACGGUAAAAUCAUCACAUACAAUAGAAUUGAUUGACCUUUUGAUUAUAGAUGUAUUUACAGUAUAUGUUCUUUGACCUUUGAUGAAUAUUAAAGAGUAGAAUGACUUUAUGAGCGUAUAACAAUUCAGACUAUAACCAAGAUAGAAACCUCAGAAAUUUCAUACCUUGAUAAAAGACAGAACCUUAAUGUCAACCAUUACUUCACUUAUGUAAUAAAAGUAAUUUUUUAUUUUAAAAUUAACAGCGAAAUACAAAAAAUGAUUAUUUUAUCUUAAGUGAGGGCACUAUACCUCAGUUAUUGGUCCAAUCACGAUGCAGUGAUGUGGCUUCAUCUGAUUAUUUCAUUUUCUUAACAUGGAAAAUCCCCUCAGGGAACAUUUUGGUUACAUCUCUAAUGAGCAUUAUAAACUUUAAACAUUUGAGGUAAUUGACUAAAGCACUUAGGUGACAGAAGCUUUUCUUUUUUGGAAUAACGUUUAGAUUUUGAAUAUGUAUCUGUACAUAAACCUUCUUAUAUACAAUCUGACUUCCUAAUAUGAAACUAAUAAGAAAUUAUAGUCUCCUGCUCGUUCCCAAAUCCUGUUCUCCUUCAUCAUCUGUGUGAGGAAACUGUGCAGUAAAAUCUAAACAUCUAAACACAAGUUUUUUAAGGGUAGUGUUUAGGUAAUGGAAAUAGUCAGUGUAUGUGAAAUAUAGCGCUUGUGUGUCUGAUAUGUUUUUGCCGCCUUGAAUCAAGCAACAAGGGUCAUUUCCAGCAAAUCACAAAAAAA